UUUAUUGUCUUUAUUUUUAAUGUCAGUGGUUGUAUAAACUGUGGUUUGGAGGGAUUGCUUGAUGACGUGUUUGCAGACGUAUGCGAAGUGUGUCCUUUACUGGCCAGCACAACUUUGAAAUUAAAGGAACUAUUCGUUUCUAGCUCUGAAGAAAACGAAGGCCCCAUCACAUCAGACCUGGUCUCCGAGUGCAUGCGAUGUGGUCGGGAUCUAGCGCGGACAGCUGCAAAGCGCGCCAAUCAACUUGUCAAAAAUGGUAUCACAUUAGAGGCCUACUCCCCAUCGCUACUGCAUUUCUUCUACACAGAACUGCCCCCUGACAUGAAGAAGGCAUCAGAGACUUCCAACGAAUUAAUAAAGGCGACAAAGUUGUUACAAAUGAAGAUGUGUUCCAGCUCCAACGUUACUCCGAACACAUUUCUGUCUUAUUUAGAGCAUCACGUCAUUACUCCCAAAGAAACAUUCUGUAAGCCCUUUAGCACUGUCUGCUGCAAUGACAAGUAUCGUAGCAUUGAUGGCACAUGCAACAAUAAGCAGCAUCCUUCUUGGGGUCGUCGUGGUGCGCCGUUCACACGCAUAGCAACACCGAGAUAUGCCGAUGGAAUCUACGCAAUGCCAGUAGCCAAGAGCGGUCGUCCGUUGCCCAACCCUCGUGUCCUCUCAUCCAGAUUGUUCACGGACCGUCCGAUAGCUAACCUUGUGUUCACUUACCUCAACAUGCAGUGGGGACAAUUCAUCACGCAUGACCUCAUGUCUAAGGUCAUGGAUGUAACAGAUGAAGGUGGAAUCCAGUGCUGCCUCGGCAAUGGUCAGGAUGUCCUCCCUCAAGAUAUGCUGAACGAGAAAUGCAUACCUAUAUGCGUGCCGGAUGAUGAUCCCUUCUACCAAUACUAUGGUAUCAAGUGCCUGAACUUUGUGAGGAGCGUUACCGUUCCGAGGGAAGAUUGUAGCCUGGGUUAUGCGGAGCAGAUGAAUACAGUGACUAGUUACCUAGACGGAUCGCCAAUAUAUGGAUCAGAUAGUAAGCUAGCUUCAAAGCUACGUACAAAGUGUGGCGGAAAACUCAAGGAGGAAACAAGAAAUGCAUGCAAGAAGGGCUUCCUGCCAUCUGUUGAUGAUAAAGCCGGUACCUGUGACUUGAGAAAUAUGUCUGAACCUUGUUAUUUAGCAGGUGACGAUAGAAUUAAUCAAACGCCAACCUUAGCAGUUUUACACACAUUGCUAUUAAGAGAGCACAACCGUGUCGCCGAUAUUUUGGGCUCAUUAAACCCACUGUGGUCCGAUGAGAAAAUUUACCAAGAGGCUAGGAGAGUUGUUAUUGCCGAAAUACAACAUAUAACGUACCAGGAAUGGCUACCUUGCAACUUUGGCGAGAAUUAUCUAAGAUACUACCGGAUUGCCCCGUCGUCUCUCUACAGUCGAGAUUAUAAUGAAGAUGUUAACCCAGGAGUGAUCAACGGCUUCGGAGCCGGCGCAUUUAGAUUCCUCCACACAAUGAUACCAGACUCCUUUAUGGCUUGCCCCGCGUCAUAUCAAGCUGCAUAUUUGUAUAAGAUAAGUGACUACUUUUUCAACCCAAGCCCUGUAGAAGCUUCCAAAGAUUCAUUUGAUGACAUAGUACGAGGUUUAAUAACACAUAGAGCUGGAGAAUCUGAUCCGUUUGUUACUGGAGAAUUGACUAAUUUGUUGUUUAAAUCUCACAACAAAUGGGGUUUGGACCUUAUCGCAAUGGAUAUACAGAGGGGGAGAGAUCAUGGGAUUGCUUCGUAUAAUGACUAUAGAGAAACGUGUGGACUCAAAAGAGCAACAACAUUCCAAGAUUUAUUGGGCGAAAUAUCUCAAGAUCGGAUAAACGCACUCGCUCAAUUAUAUGAAUGCGUCGACGAUAUAGAUUUAUUCGUUGGAGGUGCAAUGGAAAAGGAUGUACAAGGUUCCGUUUUGGGUUAUACAUUUCAAUGCAUUGUCGCCGAGCAAUUCUAUAGAACUCGUAUCGGCGAUCGGUAUUUUUAUGAUAACAGCGAGAUGCCGCAUUCUUUUACACCAGAUCAACUUAAAGAAAUUAAAAAGGCAUCGAUGGCUCGUCUAAUUUGCGACAACACGGAGGGAGUGAAGUACAUUCAAAGAAAGGCAUUUGAAGCAGAAUCUGUAUACAAUCCCAAGUACAGUUGUGAUGAUUACGAUCACAUACCAUUUGUUGAUCUGACAGCGUGGAAAAGGCCUAAAUUUGAACUUUAUGAUUAAAUUCAAUAUUUACAUAAACAAUUGUAUCUGACAGCAUUAAGAUAAUGUCA
Zerene cesonia (dogface butterfly) is the source of this 2291-nucleotide messenger RNA. RefSeq names its product peroxidase-like. NCBI's taxonomy places the organism in Eukaryota, Metazoa, Arthropoda, Insecta, Lepidoptera, Pieridae. Gene Ontology annotation, molecular function: heme binding; peroxidase activity. The record is from RefSeq and is a predicted model, not a curated record. Gene Ontology annotation, biological process: response to oxidative stress. The transcript is spliced from 13 exons. The annotation marks the transcript as partial.